AUGAAAAUGAUUCUGCGCCUGAGUUUGCUCGCCCUGGGGGCAGCCUACGCUUGUGCCUUCAGUAUAGACAAGACCAUGAACGGGCUGGUGGCAGAGACCCUGACUCUUCUAUCCACACACCAAACACUGCUGACCAGCAAUGAGACCCUGUGGAUUCCUAAUUUUGAACAUAAAAAUCACCUACUGUGCAUUGAAGAAGUCUUUCAGGAAAUAGACUACUUGAAGAACCAAACUGCACAAGGAGAGACUGUGGAAAAACUGUUUCAAAACUUGUUUUUGAUUAAAGAAAUGAUCAAAAAUAGAAAGUGUUGCAGAACAGAAAAAAGCAAAGUAAAACCAUUCCUGGAUUACCUGCAGGAGUUUCUCGGCGUAAUAAAUUCUGAGUUGCCAAUGGAAAGUGACAACUUAAAUGGCUGUUCCAGCUAAAGACUUGGGAGAAAAGAAGAACAUUUUAGUGUGAAAAGAAUGUGGCCAACCAAGAAGGGAGACUUAAAGUUCACCUAAUGAAAUUCAUAGACAAAGCAAAUUGUUUCAUGCAUACUGCUACUUUGCCAACUCCUGCAGGCAGAAAGCAUAGAAACAAAAUACUUGAGACAUAUUUCAGAUACCAAAAUCAUUCAUGUUUU
This is a messenger RNA of Sorex araneus (European shrew), 626 nucleotides long. RefSeq names its product interleukin 5 (gene IL5). The transcript has 4 exons. Lineage: Eukaryota; Metazoa; Chordata; Mammalia; Eulipotyphla; Soricidae. Bases 1 to 426 code for a protein of 141 amino acids. Gene Ontology annotation, biological process: immune response. The record is from RefSeq and is a predicted model, not a curated record. Gene Ontology annotation, cellular component: extracellular region. Gene Ontology annotation, molecular function: growth factor activity; interleukin-5 receptor binding.